CAAUUCGCUCGUGCUCAGUGUGUGUUGGGUUCUUGCACCGUUCCGCCACACAAUCGGCUCUACUUUGCAUGCGUUUAAGGAACAGGGUGUGACCGUGCUACACGUUUUAGAAGUCCCCUUUUUUUUCUACGACGGCGAGGACCCAAAUCUCGUCGCUUUUUCCUCAGUUUACUGAUUGCAGUUAGAAACUAUCAUUCUUCAAGAUGCCAAAACCUAUGAAUGUUCGUGUAACCACGAUGGACGCGGAACUUGAAUUCGCGAUCCAACAUACAACGACGGGAAAACAACUGUUCGAUCAAGUUGUAAAAACGAUAGGGCUAAGAGAAGUCUGGUUCUUUGGGUUACAGUACACGGAUUCGAAGGGCGAUUUGACCUGGAUCAAGCUUUACAAGAAGGUAACUAAUCAAGAUGUUAAGAAGGAAAACCCACUCCAAUUCAAAUUCCGCGCCAAAUUCUACCCCGAAGACGUAGCCGAAGAAUUAAUCCAAGAUAUAACGCUGCGAUUAUUCUAUUUACAAGUCAAAAAUGCUAUUGUUGGCGAUGAAAUUUAUUGUCCCCCGGAAACAUCCGUUUUGUUAGCUUCUUACGCCGUACAAGCUCGUUAUGGUGAUUACGAUAAAAGCGUGCACACCCCAGGUUGUUUAGAAGACGAUCGAUUACUCCCAAAAAGAGUAUUAGAUCAACACAAAAUGUCAAAAACCGAAUGGGAACAAUCAAUAAUGACUUGGUGGUACGAACACCGCGGGAUGCUUCGCGAAGACGCAAUGAUGGAGUAUUUAAAAAUCGCUCAAGAUCUCGAAAUGUACGGAGUAAAUUACUUCGAUAUUCGUAAUAAAAAGGGUACCGAACUGUUUCUUGGAGUUGACGCGCUCGGUUUAAACAUCUACGAGAAAGAGGAUCGUUUAACUCCGAAAAUUGGUUUCCCUUGGUCCGAAAUUCGCAACAUCUCGUUCAAUGAGCGCAAGUUUAUUAUUAAACCGAUCGAUAAAAAGGCGCCUGAUUUUGUGUUUUUCGCGCCUCGCGUUCGCAUCAAUAAACGCAUCUUAGCACUUUGCAUGGGUAACCACGAAUUGUACAUGCGAAGACGCAAACCGGAUACGAUCGACGUGCAACAAAUGAAAGCCCAAGCGCGGGAUGAAAAAGUCGCGAAACAACAACAAAGGGAAAAAUUACAAUUAGAAAUUGCGGCGAGGGAACGCGCCGAAAAGAAACAACAAGAAUACGAGGAUAAAUUGCGUCAGAUGGAGGAAGAGGUGACUAGAAGUCAACAAAGUUUACAAGAAGCUCAGGAGAUGAUUCGUCGUCUUGAAGAACAAUUAAGACAACUGCAGGCGGCUAAAGAGGAGUUGGAGAAGAACCAACAAGAACUUCAAGACAUGAUGAUUCGUCUUGAAGAGACCAAGAACAUGGAAGCCGCGGAACGAUUGAAAUUGGAGGAGGAAAUUAAGGCUAAACAAGAGGAGGUGAUGCGCAUCCAAGAAGAAGUUGAGAUUAAGGAUAGCGAAACGAGACGUCUUCAAGAGGAAGUCGAAAAUGCUCGCCGUAAAGAGGAGGAGUUGAGACAAGAACAAUUGGCUAAUGCCACUAAGGGACAUUUGGAGGAGAAUCAACAUGAUGAGGACGAUGAAGUCGUUAAUGGAGAUAUUAGUAAGGACUUAAUUACUGAUGAGAAUAUUGUUGAUCCUGUUGAGGAUAGACGCACGUUGGCCGAAAGAAAUGAAAGACUUCAAGAUCAAUUAUUGGCUUUGAAGAAAGAUUUAGCACAAUCUCGUGACGAAACAAAAGAGACGGCAAUGGAUAAAAUCCAUCGGGAGAAUGUUCGUCAAGGUCGCGACAAGUACAAGACUUUGCGCGAGAUCCGAAAGGGUAAUACGAAACGUCGCGUCGAUCAAUUUGAAAAUAUGUAAACCUCAUCGCGGCCGUAAGUACUACUUUACAUACCAACGCUAAAAGAGAAUCGAAAAGAAAAAUAAUCUUUUCUUUUUUUUUUGAGAAGAGGCAGGAACUAAAUAAACACUUAUUAUAAAAAAAACUAACUCAUACAUGCUCAACAUCCGAAAAGUUAAUUUAUGUUGAUUGUUAUCUCUUAUUAUUAUUUUUUUUUUUUUUCAUUUUUUGCUUCAUUUAUAAUAUCUAGCUUUCUUUUUUUUGUUUGGUUAAUUAAGGAUAAUCUUAAAGAUAAAAUAAACCUGCUUUUAAUCAUUAUUAAAAAGGAAAAAGAACUUAAAUGCAUUCCUUUUUUUUUUCAAUAUUAAUUUCAAUUUCAGUUUUUUAUUUUCAUUUUUAUGCUUCCUAUUUUU
Onthophagus taurus is the source of this 2300-nucleotide messenger RNA. RefSeq names its product Moesin (gene Moe). Gene Ontology annotation, cellular component: cytoskeleton. The record is from RefSeq and is a predicted model, not a curated record. NCBI's taxonomy places the organism in Eukaryota, Metazoa, Arthropoda, Insecta, Coleoptera, Scarabaeidae. Gene Ontology annotation, molecular function: actin binding.